This is a messenger RNA of Chiloscyllium plagiosum (whitespotted bambooshark), 657 nucleotides long. NCBI's taxonomy places the organism in Eukaryota, Metazoa, Chordata, Chondrichthyes, Orectolobiformes, Hemiscylliidae. The record is from RefSeq and is a predicted model, not a curated record.
GGUGGGUGGUCUGGAAUUCUCACCGGGCAUGCUGCACAUCUACUCGGACAGGCUCCUCACCAUGCCAGCCGCCUUGGGCAUUGGUGGAGGGGGUGCCCUCUUGCUGCUCAUUAUCGUCAUUGUCCUCAUCGCCUACAAGAGGAAAUCGCGAGAUGCAGACCGCACUCUGAAGAGACUCCAGCUUCAGAUGGACAACCUGGAAUCCCGUGUGGCUCUGGAAUGCAAGGAAGCAUUUGCCGAACUGCAGACCGAUAUUCACGAGCUCACCAGCGACCUGGAUGGUGCCGGCAUCCCGUUCCUCGACUACCGAACCUACGCCAUGAGGGUCCUGUUCCCGGGAAUAGAGGAUCACCCAGUGCUCAAGGAGAUGGAGGUGACAGCGAAUGUGGAGAAGGCCCUCACUCUCUUUGGUCAGCUGCUCAACAAGAAGGUCUUCCUGCUGACCUUUAUCCGCACCCUGGAGGCUCAGCGAAGCUUCUCGAUGCGUGACCGGGGUAACGUGGCCUCGCUGAUUAUGACCGCCCUCCAGGGUGAGAUGGAGUACGCUACCGGGGUCCUCAAGCAGCUCCUCUCGGACCUGAUCGAGAAGAACCUGGAGAGCAAAAACCACCCGAAACUGCUGCUGCGGAGGUGAGUCUGAGGGGGACCUGCAGGAGG